This is a messenger RNA of Schizophyllum commune H4-8, 755 nucleotides long. RefSeq lists its product as uncharacterized. NCBI's taxonomy places the organism in Eukaryota, Fungi, Basidiomycota, Agaricomycetes, Agaricales, Schizophyllaceae. The annotation marks the transcript as partial. The transcript is spliced from 2 exons. The record is from RefSeq and is a predicted model, not a curated record.
CCAUGUCCCGCGCCGCCUUCCGACUCUCCCGCACCACACGGACGAUCCUCUACUCCACCCUCGUCGCGAACGCCGGCGUGGGCGUCUACGCCUACAAGGAGGUCCGCCGCCUCGAGCGCGCGUACCCCGAGCACUCGCCUCCGCCCUCCUCCCCCCUGCGCACACCGACAGCUAGCGGGCCGGACUGGUAUGCGCCCAACAGGGAGAUCUACAGCCCCGAUGGCGAAGCCGUCGAGUUCUACGCGCGCGUCCCUGCCGACUUGUUGCCCCGCGACCUCAAGGAGGCGUCCCGCGCGUGGGCGGAUGCGUGCUUGCGCAGUCGACUGAUGCGGCUCGAGGGCGACCUCAUCAGCAAGUCCGCGGGGAAGGAGAAUCGAGAGCCCCACUGGGAAACAGGAGAGGAGGUCGUGGGCGGCGCGCUAACCAUCGUGCACCCGCCGGACGAGAAUGGAUACGCGCUGUACAAGUGGCGGCUGCCGGCGGAGCCCGUCGAGUUCUUCGAGAAGAUCGCGCGCUGGGGCUAUCCGUGGCGCCUGAUGGAGGGUGGACGACACGAGACGGUGGUGAAGCUCUCUGAGGACCCAGAGACGGUGCUGGUGGGUUUCUCGGCGGGGCAUGACUACCAUCUCUUUGGAGGGGAUGGCAAGGUCAUCCCGCAGUGGGUCGAGCGUGCUCACCGAGCGUACGGCCGACUGGUGCUGGAAGAAGGCGUAAAGGAGCUGUACAGGCGCGCGGGGAAGGAACCGCCGAAGUGA